AUGAUACAUAUUAUCUGUAUAGAGGACGGAUGGAGAGAGGAGAGAUGAGAGUCGAUGCAAAUAUCUCUGUACGAGAACUUGGAGAUAAUCGUCUUGGAACUAGAACUGAAAUUAAAAACCUCAAUUCUCUCAGGUCUGUGAGUAGAGCUGUUGAAUAUGAGGUAUGGAGACAGAUUAAUUUGAUUGAGGACGGAGAAAUUGUUGAAAACGAAACAAGAGGAUUUGAUUUUGCUGCUCGGUCCACUCAUAGUAUGCGAGAUAAAGAGAGAAAACAGGAUUACAGAUUUAUGCCUGAGCCAAAUCUUCCUCCUUUGCGGCUCAGAGCCGAGCAGGUUGAGGGGGAGAGGGCAAAUCUUCCAGAACUACCGCAGCAAACUAGACUCCGAAUUCAGGAAUAUGGUGUUUCAGAAGAAGUUUCUUUUCAGUUGGUUGAUAAGCCAGAACUUUUAAAUCUCUUCAAUAGCUGUGUAGAAUUUUCCCCAAAGAACUAUAAAUCACUAGCAAGCAUUAUACUUCUCGUUGUUCAGGAAUAUUUGAGUUUUAACUCCGUUAACCUGACCUCUACUCCUCUUGACCCUGAGUCGCUAGUUACGGCGGUCAACCUUAAGGAGUCACGGACAAUUAACUAUUCAGCACUCAGGGAGCUGGUACGGUUACUACUAGACGGAGAUAAACGAAGACCUGAACUUAUUAUUGAUGAGAAUGGUUGGCGACUUAUUACUGAUAAAACCAUUAUUAAUAAAUUUGUUGAAGAGUGUAUGGUUGAGCACUCUGAUAUUGUAAACAAAUACUGUAGUGCAAAGGAGAAGAAAAAGAAAAAUGUAUGGACCAACCUUCUUAUUCAGGUGAACAAGGAUGACCGAACUGAGAAGCUGGAUAUGUCAAUCAUGAGUCAGCUGCUACUCCAGGCUCUAGAGAAACAGAGAAAUAUUAUUCAAGAAAAUAAAUUAAAAUCCCCAUAAAGAGUCUGUAAACGUAAUUUUACGAAGAGAUAUGUCCGAUUUAC
Messenger RNA from Eurytemora carolleeae, 1006 nucleotides. RefSeq names its product aspartyl/glutamyl-tRNA(Asn/Gln) amidotransferase subunit B (gene GatB). The transcript has 11 exons. Gene Ontology annotation, biological process: glutaminyl-tRNAGln biosynthesis via transamidation; mitochondrial translation. NCBI's taxonomy places the organism in Eukaryota, Metazoa, Arthropoda, Copepoda, Calanoida, Temoridae. The record is from RefSeq and is a predicted model, not a curated record. Gene Ontology annotation, molecular function: glutaminyl-tRNA synthase (glutamine-hydrolyzing) activity. The coding region runs from base 30 to 962 and encodes 310 amino acids.